Molecule: messenger RNA, 2304 nt
Organism: Aspergillus ibericus CBS 121593
Lineage: Eukaryota; Fungi; Ascomycota; Eurotiomycetes; Eurotiales; Aspergillaceae
Product: glycosyltransferase
Exons: 11
Coding region: 1-2304 (767 amino acids)
Biological process (GO): carbohydrate metabolic process
Molecular function (GO): hexosyltransferase activity; UDP-glycosyltransferase activity
Source: RefSeq, a predicted model, not a curated record
AUGGCCGACAAACCAGAGAAAUUCCCCCAGGACAAUCAACAUGCAGCCGAUAUCUCCGAACCCCCUCCCGCAUACUCGCCCCCGGCCUACUCGACUGUCUCUUCCGAGGUCUCCUUGUGGACGGUAGAGCCGGAUUUCGCGCCGUAUUUCACCAAUGAAUCUCACAAAGGGGACAAUGUUGCCAGCGCUGACGACAAUGUAACUUUCGACACUCAUAUCGGCCUCGGGCCACGCACGUCUGCAUUUAUUCAGGCCUUUAUGCGACUGAGAUUGCAACCCCGGCUGGUCCACGUUGGAACCGACUCGACGUCGCUGCAAGGGAACGAUACAUCGAUUCCGGAGAUACCAGUUGGCUUCACGGCUGCGCCGAUGGACAUUGUGAUUAUGGUGGUCGGGGAGAAUGUCGACCCCUUUAUUCUCAUCGCAAAACGGCUCCAUUUGGAAUCACAUAGAGUCCGGAUCGCUGCGCACGCGUCAUGCGAACGAUCGGUCAGGAGUCACGGACUUGAUUUCUUCGCCAUUAGUCACGAUUUGAUCCAUCCUAUGAGCAUCCAUAGCGCAGACUCAGCAUAUAGUAGGGGUGAAGAUCUGCAACAACUCCGACAAUCGCUCUUCGAAAGCUACCACAGCUGCUGGAGGGCAUGUAUUGCCACAUACCGGCGUGACCCGCGACCGUUCCUGGCCGAUGCGAUCAUUGCAAGUCCGUUGGCACACGCGCAUAUACAUUGCGCACAGCGUCUAUCGAUCCCGUUGCAUAUCAUGUCGACGAUGUUGUGGAGUUCCACUCGGGAAUUCCCGCAUCCGCUGGCUCAGGUUGACGGGUGUGAAGAGGUGGAUGAGAGGAUGUCGAACCUCCUCUCUUAUGCGCUUGUUGAGGAACGAGAGACGUGGGCGACAGUCCUGAUAAUCGUGUUUUCUUGCAGUAUCAUAGAACCGAUCAACCGGUUUCGGCAACAGGUUUUGGGCUUCCAGGGCAUUUCUUCGGCUAUUGGGGGAAGAUUGCUGGUCGAUCAGGAGAUUCCUCAUACGUAUCUUUGCUCUGAAGUGCUGAUUCCACGGCCAAAGGAUUGGAGUAGCAUGAUAGGCCCAUCCCCAAUCUACUUGAACCUGCGAGGGGAGGGAAUGGAAAGUCCCGACAUCCUCGCGAAAUCAAUCCAAGACACCGUCUUACAACAAGGCUUCCGUGUCAUUCUGUCCGGAGGCUGUCGAGACCUUGGACCGCUGUUCGACAACCCUCAUGUCUUCUCCGCCGAGAAAAUUCCCCAUGAGUGGCUAUUACCCAGAGUCUCUGUCAUCGUCCACCAUGGAAACUCAGAUGACACCGCCUCAGCCUUGCGACAUGGGACGCCUAGUGUGGUGAUCCCGCACUCAGGAGAACAGCUAUCCCGCGGCAUCGCCAUCUCCAAAAUCGGAGCCGCCGCCGCACCACUUCUCGCCAAGAUGCUCUCCUCAGAGUCCCUCUCCCAGGCCAUAGCAUUCUGCCUACGGCCAGACAUUCAACAAUCCACCCAAGCCGUCCGGAAUCGCGUGAUAGAAGAAAAUGGCCUCGAUACGACCAUCCAGUCAUUCUACCGCUGGCUGCCGUCGCCGAUUCAAAAAUGCAGCAUCACCCAGCAAGAUCUCGCCAUGUAUCAUAUCUGGAAUAAGCCAUCGAUCAUCAUAUCCCCUGAAGCCGCUGCAGUGUUGUUAGAAGAGCGACGGAUCAAGAAAUCCGAUAUCGUACUAAUCCAGCGGAGAUCCUACAUCAUCGAAUGCGAUAAGCUAGCAGCCCUCCACGGUACGGCCAGGGAUUACUGGGAUGGGGUCACCCACGCAGCAAAGAGGAUCGCUACCUCCUCGGAUUUAAUCAGUACGUUACCGGGGCUGCAGCGAAAGGUAAUCCCCAUUGCUGGGAACAACUCCAAAGACAAACGCAAUCUAGCCAAGGAUGUGGGCAUCAGCACGGCGAGGUUCUUUGGCCAUAUUGCUCUGCUCCCGUUUACGAUCGUCAACUCCGUGACCUACGGAGUCAAAGCCGCCGCGGGCGACAGCCCACACAAUCUUGGUCCAUCCCAUCCCCCUGGAAAUAGGGCUAUCGGUCCCUCAACAAGAAGGUUCACUCCCCCCGACCAGACGACAGGAAAGAGGGUUCCCUCAUCGUCGCGCACCUCCCACGCUAGCCAGAUUCAAGUGCGGGAUGAGGAACAUGUGCAGGCUAUUUGUCGUCGACAUCUGGAGCGGGGGUAUCAAAGCCCGAAGCGCAGACAUGCGGAGUUUCGGGAGAUGGUGCGGGAUCGAUACCAGGGUUUGGCGGGGGAUUGUUGA